Messenger RNA from Myxocyprinus asiaticus (Chinese sucker), 1556 nucleotides. RefSeq names its product transcription cofactor vestigial-like protein 4. The transcript is spliced from 5 exons. Lineage: Eukaryota; Metazoa; Chordata; Actinopteri; Cypriniformes; Catostomidae. Gene Ontology annotation, molecular function: transcription coactivator binding. The record is from RefSeq and is a predicted model, not a curated record. Gene Ontology annotation, biological process: negative regulation of DNA-templated transcription. Bases 80 to 895 code for a protein of 271 amino acids.
CAAUCCAAAGCUCAGUGAGGAACGGUCCUGGCACUCAAAACUCAAGUUGUUGUUGGAGCAGUGCUGAAGAAUUGGAAUCAUGGCGGUCACAAACUUCCACUACAUUACCCGGAUGAGCAGUGGCUUUAAAGUGUACAUCUUAGAGGGUCAGCCCAACCUGAGGAGUGAGGACAGAUUUCGCCAUAUGACCAGUGACAGGGUGCGGAUGCUCCCUGCCCCCCCAUUAAAGCGCAAACACACUUCGGACAGAGGACGUACGCUUGAAGAGAGAAGGGAGAGGGCCCUUAGUAAGAGCUUGGCCAACAGUGCUCGGAGAUCAUCUGGCUUUAGUAUUCCUGAAAGCCCCACAUCCACAUGGAGCCCCACAGCCAGUCCCACUCAUCUGAUCCCAAGCCCAGUGUACUCCACCCCAGUUAUGGACGAGCCUCUGGCCCUAAUCAAGAAACCACACCCAGAACCAGUGAAAACAGUGAGCCAAAGCAAAGCCACAACAGUCAGACAAAUACAGAUACGACCCUCUGUCAUCACAUGUGUUUCCUCGGCAACAAGGUCCACAAAAAAAGCUGAAGACUGCUGCAGUAAUUCAGCUAUUGUUACCGAGCACAGUUACGACCACGUCGAAGAGCAUUUCCAGAGGAGUCUUGGAAUGAACUACCACAGAGCCACCUCCAUCAGUGUGUCUGUAGAUGACCAUUUUGCCAAGGCACUGGGUGAUAAAUGGCUCCAGCUCAAAGCUUCAUCCUCCUCCUGUAACUCCUCCUCGUCCUCUUUGUCUUCCUCAUCCCCACCCAGCAGUCCAACCUUCAUCCACUCACCCAGUUACAGCCAGAGUCCAAAAAGGGCCCGCAAAGAUUCAGUCAGCCCAACUACAAUCACACCCUGGUCUGAUAAAUGAAGAAGAGAGAGAAUAUGUACUGUAGAUAUGACAGAAUGGACUAGAUUUCAUGAUGCAUGUAGAACCUUUGUGUAGGCCCAUGCGUUUCUGCUGUAAAAAGCCAAAUGGUGAUUCUGUGAUGGGGUGGCGAGUCAGUGAAUUGAUGUUUUGCAUUAAUCACUUACACUCCAUAAGCAGAAUGUGAGCCGGAACUGUUAAAUCUCCUUGAGUUUAAAUGUCUUUUAAAGGGAUUUCACAUGGAGAUAUUCAAAGUCCACUUUCAGACAAUCAGAUAAUUUUUUGGUAGCUAAGCAUUGUUGGAGUUGGCUUUGUUUUCUUGUCACUGUUUUUGUUGGUUGAGCUAAUUGUCUCACACUAUGGGUGCCACUGUUUUUUAUUUGUUGACUGUGAUUGCACUGAUUAUUGUUAUUAACAUUUCAUUUUUUGCUGUAAGCUUUACUUUUAAACCAUAUGUAUAUUUAUAUGAGACAGAUUACCAAAGUCUUGUAACCCAAAUGCAGCCCUGAAAAAAAGCAGGUCAAAAAGUUUCAUUUAUUGCAAACAUGCUUGUUUGUCAUCUCUGAAUGGGCUAUAGCUGUUCAUUUCAAACUCUAUUUAGAUUUAAAGCUGUAGUAUAUGCAAUCUUUUGUACACAUUUGUAAUAAACACAUUUUUUAAAUGA